UGAUUUAUUUCAUCUAACGAAUAUUUAUUCCUGGGCUGUAGAUAAUAUUUCUCUGAACGGCUGCUACAUGUAGGAGAGAGAGAGAUAGAGUUCGCAAAUGAGCGAGUGCUAACCUUUAUCCGUUUGAAAUCAUAAAUUUACGACAAUAAUGACGUUUAUUCUGCGAUAUUUAAUAAUGAGAAGUGCCAGGAGAGCAGAGUCUGUUGGAACGAGACAUUUGAGGAGUGAGACAGUUCGUCAAUUGCAAACAACGAAAUGGGUUCUUCAUGGAGAAUAUGAAUUCCAGGAUCCAAAAUCAGAGGAAGAAAUAGUCAACGUAACAUUCAUCGACAAAGACGAAAAAAGAAUAAGCGUACGUGGAAAAGUUGGCGAUAACGCCUUAUAUCUAGCUCAUAGGUACGGAAUUCCCAUGGAAGGUGCGUGCGAGGCAUCCCUAGCGUGUACAACAUGUCACGUCUACGUUCACCACGAUUAUACCGACAAACUUCCAAUGGCAACUGAUCAGGAAGAAGAUCUGUUGGAUCUGGCACCUUUUCUCAAGGAGAAUUCUAGAUUAGGUUGCCAAAUAAUUCUAACGAAAGAGUUGGAUGGGAUUGAAUUGGAAUUACCAAAAGCCACGAGAAACUUUUACGUCGACGGGCACAAACCGACACCUCAUUGAAAUAUGAGAUUAUGUCAUGUACUAUAAAUAUUAAUGAGGAAAUCUAGAGCUUUUACCGGAGAAGAACAGAGACCAAUGGAGUUGCCAAGAUUUUUCCAUCAAAUUUUGGUUUCUGGCUGAAUCAAAACCCUGUACAGACUACCGUAAUUCCUACUUAUUAAUAAUAAAUUAAGAAUAAAAAUGAUAAUUACCGUUGAA
Molecule: messenger RNA, 859 nt
Organism: Diachasmimorpha longicaudata
Lineage: Eukaryota; Metazoa; Arthropoda; Insecta; Hymenoptera; Braconidae
Gene: Fdx1
Product: adrenodoxin-like protein 1, mitochondrial
Exons: 4
Coding region: 149-661 (170 amino acids)
Biological process (GO): P450-containing electron transport chain; positive regulation of oxidoreductase activity
Cellular component (GO): mitochondrion
Molecular function (GO): 2 iron, 2 sulfur cluster binding
Source: RefSeq, a predicted model, not a curated record